This is a messenger RNA of Sabethes cyaneus, 1536 nucleotides long. RefSeq lists its product as uncharacterized. The transcript has 2 exons. Bases 1 to 1536 code for a protein of 511 amino acids. NCBI's taxonomy places the organism in Eukaryota, Metazoa, Arthropoda, Insecta, Diptera, Culicidae. The record is from RefSeq and is a predicted model, not a curated record.
AUGGACAUCGACGAUUACAAGACUAAAAUGAACGAGCUACUGCUGGAUACCAACACCUACAAGCAAAUCACCAGAGACCCGACAUCUAGAUACCAAACCAUGAACAACAGAAUAGUACAACGCCUAUAUGACUUGAAACUGGUCGAUAAAAACGAAUACUACUCUCUAAAAACAAACACUGCCACCUGCCCCAGAAUAUACGGCCAGCCCAAAGCACACAAACCGAACCUACCACUCCGCCCCGUUAUACCCAACAUGACCGCUCCAUCGUACGCACUCUCGAAAUAUAUAUGCAAAAUACUACAAGCAUCCAUCAAAAGCAACUACAGUGUAACAGAUUCGUUUGCUUUCUGCCGGUUUAUCAACUCAAUUACACUACCACAAAACUACGAGAUGAUCUCUCUGGACGUGAUCUCUCUAUUUACAAACAUCCCACAGGAACUAGUAACGAAAGGGAUUAUAGAUCAUUGGCAACACAUCAGAUCAAAUACCAAUAUCUGCUUAGACAUUUUCCUAGAGAUGGUCAAUUUCUGCAUGGAUUGCAGCUACUUUCAAUUUGACAACAAAUACUACCAUCAAAUAAAAGGAACGGCUAUGGGAAAUCCGCUCUCCCCUAUACUAGCCGAAAUUGUUAUUGACACACUAAUCGAUACAGUAAUGAGCACAAUACACAUAUCGAUACCAGUUGUUAAAAAAUAUGUCGACGAUCUACUUCUUACAGUUCCGCACGGCAAGAUGUCAGAGGUUCUAAACUCAUUUAAUAGUUACCACCCAAUGCUUCAAUUCACAGCCGAAGCAGAGAAAGACUGCCAGUUGCCAUACCUAGACAUGCUACUCAUACGGAAAAACGACCAAACCAUACAGACCCAAUGGUACACCAAAAGCAUAUCCUCCGGAAGACUGAUCAACUACCACUCGUUCCACCCACUCAGUCAAAAAAUGAACACCGCUAUUAAUUUCAUCACCCGUGUCGACAGACUCUCUACAAACUAUACCAACGCUGAAAAAUACUCAAUCAUACAAUCACACCUGAAACGCAAUGACUACCCAAUCAAGCUGAUCAACCGAUGUUGGAACCGCUACGUCAACCAAAGCAACCGGAGCUCCGAGAAACCACCACCACCAAGCCCACCACCAAGCCCACCACCGCCACCACCGCCGCCACCGCCACCACCGCCACCACCACCGAACACACCAUGUAAAUCCAGCAAUACAACGACGUCCAACGAACAGCCAGCCAUCCAUAGACCAUCGCCUACCCAGACAGCAUCAUCACCAGAAGAUCGAGAAAGCCAAAUACCAUCUAACCAGCAACCAUUUCUAGUAAAGCAACCCACACAACUUUACAGAUCAAUCCCACACAUAGCAGACUUAUCACCUCGAAUUGCCAAAAUUCUCAAAAGAGAACUUGGUGAUAUCAAAAUUGCAUACUCAAACACCAAUAAUCUAAGUGCUCUCCUCCCACCAAUUAAAGACACUCUCCCAACACUAAUGCAACACAACGUCAUUUACAGUACCAAAUGUAGAGAAUGCUAA